This is a messenger RNA of Aspergillus calidoustus, 1732 nucleotides long. The record is from the annotation of a GenBank genome assembly. Lineage: Eukaryota; Fungi; Ascomycota; Eurotiomycetes; Eurotiales; Aspergillaceae.
AUGAUUCCUCUAUCGCUCCUUCUUGGCUUGGCCGCAUCUUUGCUGAUCCUUCGCUAUGUGUGGUCUACCUGGGUUCAUGCUCGAAAGGCCCGUAACUGGAGAUGUGGCACCCUCGUUCGCUUUCCAACUGAUGCUUUGGGAAUCGGUCCGCUCAAGGAAGCUCUCAAAGCCGACAAAGAGGGAACACUUCCUUUAAACCUGCUACACCGAGUCAACGUCUUGUCAGCCCGCGAGAAGCGCCAUGUUCAAACCUGGGUCAUCCGCAUGGUCGGUCGUGAUAACAUCUUCACUUGCGACCCUGCAAAUAUCCAGGCGCUACUCGCCACCAAGUUUAAGGAUUUCGCGCUGGGUCCUGCCCGUCGGGACAGUCUACACCCUUUGUUGGGUACUGGCAUUUUUACUUCUGAUGGCGAGGUCUGGGCGCAUUCCCGCGCUUUGCUUCGGCCACAGUUUACUCGUGAUCAAAUCAGUGAUCUAGACCUGGAAGAACGCCACCUCCAGCAGGCUCUGCGUGCGCUCCCCGUCGACCCUGCUACUGGCUGGACCUCCACAACCAACAUCCAGAACAUCAUCUUCCGUCUCACCAUCGACUCGGCAACGGAAUUCUUGUUCGGUGAGAGCUCAGCUAGCCAAGGAGAGGCACUUCGCAACGGUGGAAAGCUCCCCGAAGACCACUUUACAGGCUACUUCGACCGCGGCCAGUGGUUUGCCUCGCAGCGUGUCCGCUUCGAGAAAUUCCAUUGGCUAGUCAACAGCAAGGAAAGCAGAUACGUCGACCAUCGAGUGCAUUCAUACGUCGAUCGCUUUGUCAACAAAGCCCUAAAAGCCGCUGCAGAGGGCAAACCAGCCUCCCCCAACUACAUCUUCCUCGAAGCCCUCGCCGCCUCCACGAAAGACCCCAUCGAACUACGCUCGCAACUCCUCAAUAUCCUCCUCGCCGGCCGCGACACCACGGCCUCCCUCCUCAGCUGGUCGAUGCUCAUGCUCGCCCGCCAUCCCGCCGUCUUCCAAAAGCUCCGCGCCAUAAUCCUUGCCGACUUCGGCCCCUACAGCCCAAACUAUGAUAACAUCACUUUCUCCGCCCUGAAGUCCUGCCGCUACCUACAGUACUUUAUGAACGAGGUCCUCCGCCUCUUCCCUUCUGUCCCCGUCAACCGCCGCAUUGCCAUCCGAGACACAACCCUCCCACAAGGCGGCGGCCCCGACGGCAAAUCCCCCGUCUAUGUACCCGCCGGCCAGCAAGUCCUCUACAGCGUCUUCGUGAUGCAACGGCAGAAGGAACUUUUCGGCGAGGACGCAGAGGUCUUCAAUCCUGACCGCUGGGUUGAUCGCCGGCCGGGGUGGGAGUAUCUACCUUUUAAUGGCGGCCCGAGAGUAUGUUUAGGACAGCAGUUUGCACUUACAGAGGCCGGGUAUGUGCUUGCGAGGUUCUUGCAAAGGUUUGAUGCGAUUGAAGAUAUGCAGCCAGAGAAGGAGAUUAGGUAUGGGCUUACAUUGAUUGUUACCCCGAAGGACCCGGUUACGGUGAGGUUUCAUGAGGCGCCAGCUGCUUCUUGAGGUUUUCUAGACUCUGAGAGUUUGUUUGCUUGUGCAUCUGGAUUGUUGUCUAUAAGCAAGGGUGGUGACUUUUUCGUUUCCGUUUGCUUUUCGUUACACAAGUUAGGGCUACGUGGCACUGGGUGUCUUCAGCGUUCGAGUUCUGGAUAUCUUGAAUAAUUCAAUAAUGACUGUC